AUGCUUAUUAUGUAUAUAAUGAUAUUUCUUGCUCUGCAUAAUGCAGUACAUACACAAUAUUCAUUAUAUUAUUCCGAUAUUCGUCAGAAUUCGUAUCUGACAUUUGAUUGUCUGUACACUCAAAUCAUCGAAGGUGAAUUAAAUACAUACUCAUCUUAUAUUAUGAACAAUCAGUUAACCUCCUAUUGUCGACGACCUGAUAAUGAUGAAAAACAAGAUGAAAUAUCUGACAUGCUAGAGGAAAAUAUAGCAAACAAGAUUACUUUUAAUGAGUUAAGGAAAAAAGGUGUAACAAGUGAACAACUACUUAGUUGGUCAGCACCUAUCGAUCUGGUUGAACGAUAUGAAAUAAAUAAUCAAAGUGAUGAACAAUUAUUCUAUAACUGUUCAUCACGAUGGUUUGGCUCGAAAUGUCAAUAUCGAUUUGUCUACAAUUCAUCUUUAUCAUUUAAUGAAAUUGUUAAAGCUUCUGUGAAUAGUCGUUUCAACACAAAGCUCAACGAAAGCAUUACGACUUGUUAUCGCUUUUUAGCUAAUUGUAAUCGUGGACCAUGGUCUUUAUGUCUUGACUGGCGACAAAUAUGUAAUGGCAAAGUUGAUUGCAAGAAUGGUGAAGACGAACAAUGGUGUGAAACACUGGAAAUGACAACAUGUGCUGAUGAUGAAUAUCGAUGUCAUUAUGGUGGUCAAUGUAUUCCCAUGAUAUUUGUACGAGACAGCUCCUUAAGUACUGACUGUCUCGAUGGUAGUGAAGAGAAAGAAAGCAACUUUCGAUUUACACCUUUGACAAAUGUUUAUUGUGGUUCAAUUAUCACAUUUCGAUGUGAAGAACGUAUUAAUCGAUACCCUCUUGCUUUUCCAUGUGGUAAUGGUCAAUUUUGGUCCGCGACUGAUAUGCCCGUUAGUGCGUAUGAUUGUUCGAACAGGCGAAAUAGAGAAGUAACUUUAGCCAUGCUUACUUCGUUUGAUCACAUUAAAGAUACUAAAUGUCAAGAAGCUUUUCGUUGUUCACUACUUUCCAAUCGAAGUUAUAGUAAGUAA
Rotaria sp. Silwood1 is the source of this 1041-nucleotide messenger RNA. The record is from the annotation of a GenBank genome assembly. Lineage: Eukaryota; Metazoa; Rotifera; Eurotatoria; Philodinida; Philodinidae.